AUGGACGCGUCGGGUGCCAUUGUGCCGCGCUCGCUACAAAGUUCGUACGCGAAACUCGCUAGACCACCUACACGAGAUCGUCCGUUGCAUGUAGUGAUUGCAUGCACAGGCAGUGUGGCCAGUGUGAAAAUUCCACUCAUGGUCGAGCGCUUGAUGAAUUAUGCAAACGUUCAUGUAUUUGUCGUUGCGAGUGCAGCAGCCUUGCACUUUUUCCAGAGGGACCAAAUUGAGGCGAUGGACCUCUCGUCUCAGCACUUUUCUGUGGCAGAUUUGGCCGAGAUGAACAGAACAGGCAUACAUGCCAAGUCACCACGGCUUCGCGUAUGGACAGAUGAACAUGAAUGGCGUGCAUGGAAACGUGUAGGAGACCCUGUUUUGCACAUAGAGCUUCGACGAUGGGCGGAUCUCGUGCUUGUGGCGCCAUGCAGUGCUGAUACACUGGCCAAAUUGUGUCAUGGUCUCUGUGACAACGUAUUGACGUCCUUCAUGCGCGCACUGUCGCCCUCGACACCCGCCUGGAUCUUUCCUGCGAUGAAUACUCUCAUAUCAAAACUAUCGAAUCGUUUGGGUACAAGGUCUAUGGACCCAUCUCCAAACGCCUCGCUUGCGGAGAUGUUGGCCAGGGUGCGAUGCUUGAAUGGACAGAUAUUGUGCAAAUGA
Messenger RNA from Malassezia globosa CBS 7966, 660 nucleotides. RefSeq lists its product as uncharacterized. Gene Ontology annotation, cellular component: phosphopantothenoylcysteine decarboxylase complex. The record is from RefSeq and is a predicted model, not a curated record. NCBI's taxonomy places the organism in Eukaryota, Fungi, Basidiomycota, Malasseziomycetes, Malasseziales, Malasseziaceae. Gene Ontology annotation, biological process: coenzyme A biosynthetic process. The transcript is spliced from 3 exons. Gene Ontology annotation, molecular function: phosphopantothenoylcysteine decarboxylase activity; FMN binding. Bases 1 to 660 code for a protein of 219 amino acids.